AUGAAAAUGGAGGGGGAGCAAUGGAUGGGCGGGGUUGCCGGCGUGCGCCGUGGCAAAGCGUCUCACUUUUUAAAAGCCACGUCCUGCUCCACUACACGGUCGCUGCUUUUGCUUUUUUGCAUUAUUUUGCUCUUGACAGGGACGCCGUUUAUGUCGCUUUUGGUGGAGGCGCAUCACAUUUUGGCGGUGGACCUCGGUGUUGAUUGGGCGAAGGCAGCCACGCUGGGCGGCGGGAGCGGGGCAUCGUUGAUCCCCACUAUUGUUCUCAAUGAUCAGGCAAACCGAAAGAGCCCACAGUGUAUUGCCUUUCGCUUUCUUCCAUACGACACGGACGACAUACUCCAGAGGGUGGAGCGGUUUUUUUCGGAGCAGGCGCAAUCGCUUGAGCCCCGCUUCCCCGAUCAGGUCGUAUGCGGGCCUUCGCUGCUCGCCGGACGUGGGGUUUCGCGCGUAGUUACUGAUGGAAACAACACCGGCGGUGUGACGCAGGGGUCGAAUAAUAAGGAUACGUUGUCAUUGGAUGAAGUGGCAUCACUGACUUUUUCCGUGGUUCCGCACUCCUCCCGCGACAAGGUGACUGUUCGCAUUCUGGGUGGAAAGAAUAAGAGUGUUUUGGAGUUUUCCACAGAGGAGCUGAUCGGUAUGUUUUUUGCCUACUUGAAGCGAAUAGCUGAACGUGGCCUGAACGGUGAGCCGCUGCGUCACCUUGUCGUGACUGUUUCAGCCCACGCUUCACUGGCGCAGCGGCAAACAUUUGUGGAUGCUGCGGCUGUUGCGGGCCUGCGUGCGGUGCGGCUUGUGCACGGCACCACGGCAGCGGCUGUGCAAUUGGCACACCUCAACAUUGAGCAGUUUUUUUCAUCGGCGCGCGAACAGGGACCAAAGUACAUCAUGGUGUACGACAUGGGCGGUCGACGAACGGAGGUUGCAGUGUAUGAGUUUGCACCUUCUCGUCAGAGGCUUGGAACGAUCACGCUGCGUACGGCGAUUGUCAAUAACACACUUGGCGGCCGUGCCUUUGACCGCUGCAUUGCCCGCUAUAUUGAGCGGGAACACUUCCCAAAGGCGAGGCCUAAGGCCAUCGAACCCGUUCUUGGAGUCUCCAAACCGGCUGCACGGAAAGCGGCUGUUAGCUUAAUGCGAGCGGUUCAAAACGCGCGGGAGCGGCUCUCUGUGAAUCAAGAGGCCCCUGUCGUUGUGCAGGGCGUUCAAGAGGGAGACAGCGGUGACUUCACCACCAUUAUCUCACGUGCCGUCUUUGAGCAGGAGUGUGCUCAUCUCUUUGACGAAGCCGUACGUCUGCGUGACGAGGCGAUUGCGCAGACGAAAGGCAUCGUGUCAUCUGUGCGGGAGUUGACACGCUUUGAGGUGAUUGGUGGCGCUACACGCAUGCCUAAACUUUUGGAGCGCCUUAGCGACGGGUACGGCAGGGCGGUGGACCGAACUCUCAACAGCGACGAGGCAGCGGUAGUGGGCGCCUCAUACAUGGGUGCUGCACGGGCGAACAUCCCCAUUCGCGGUUUUGCGGUGGUGGAGCCACUGAUGAAUGAUGUCUGGUUUUCACUCACGCCUUUGCUUCAGGACCCGAGAGACGCAGCGGCGCCACCUCGCAACAGCACCCGACACCUUAUUUUCCCUAAGGGCAGCACAAUUCUGCCGGCUGUGCGGUCCCUUCAGCUGAAAAACCGCACCGCUGACUUCACGCUAACAUUAGAGGAUGAAAGUGGGCAUUUUACCCGGGCGACAUUUAUUCGCGGUGUCAACGAGAGUAUUAUUGCGGCACAGCUAUUACCGCAGUCUCUUCGUGCGAGUGAUGGGGCGGGAAAAAAAAGAAAGGAACGCUUGUCACUUGAGCAUACGGAGGUUAUGUUGGAGGUGACAGCAACAGAGAGCGGCAUUCCGUUUGUGUCCAAUGCGUACUUGCAUGCCACAUAUUUGAAGGUGACAGUAGCGAAAGAGCCCACAGACACCGUACAGAAUGAAUCGAAUGCUGGUUCCGCCGCGGGGGAGAACGCGACGGACGCUGAGGCCCCCAAUGGGACCGAGAAAUCUUCGAAGCUUCAGCAGCCCGACGAGUACCCCGGAGAGGAACAAGAGGGACAGCAGCAGCGUGACUUGGGAGGGGAGGAGAAGUGGGAUGAGCGACAAGAAAAGGCGGUAGAGGAAGAAGGAGAAGAGGAACGGAAAGAAAAUUAUAAUGUUAGUGAUCAAUCAAGUGAGAAGGAAAGUAACACCAGUGAAGCCACGGCUCCACGCGCAGAAGAUAAGUCCGCGGAGAAGGAAAUUGUCGAACGCGUGGUACGCAGCUUUCCCCUGAGUCUUGUUUCGGUACCCCUAUCAGUUGGUGUCAAUCUCAAUAAAUUGGAAGCGGCUGCUGCACGAGAUCGUCUUUACGCCUUUCAACGGGUUGACGAUGAGCGGCUGAUGCGAAGCGCCCUUCGAAAUGAUAUUGAGACCCUCAUUCUGCACUACAAAUCCCUUGAUGCGUGGGACAAGGCGGUGGAGAACGAGGGUGAGGCCAACUGGAGGGAAGUUGUGAAGGAGGUGGAGCAGUGGCUUGAUGACACCAGUGACAAUGUUGAGAUAUCAGAGCUGCAGAGGCAACAGCAACGGAUGAACAAGCUGCAAAUUGGGGGUGCUACGACUGGCUAA
Messenger RNA from Trypanosoma cruzi, 2652 nucleotides. RefSeq names its product heat shock protein 70 (HSP70), putative. Gene Ontology annotation, biological process: negative regulation of hypoxia-induced intrinsic apoptotic signaling pathway; cellular response to hypoxia; endoplasmic reticulum unfolded protein response. The coding region runs from base 1 to 2652 and encodes 883 amino acids. Gene Ontology annotation, cellular component: endoplasmic reticulum chaperone complex. The transcript has a single exon. Gene Ontology annotation, molecular function: ATP binding; ATP-dependent protein folding chaperone. The record is from RefSeq and is a predicted model, not a curated record. NCBI's taxonomy places the organism in Eukaryota, Euglenozoa, Kinetoplastea, Trypanosomatida, Trypanosomatidae.